This is a messenger RNA of Drosophila willistoni, 575 nucleotides long. RefSeq lists its product as uncharacterized. Lineage: Eukaryota; Metazoa; Arthropoda; Insecta; Diptera; Drosophilidae. The record is from RefSeq and is a predicted model, not a curated record. Bases 43 to 519 code for a protein of 158 amino acids. The transcript has 2 exons.
UUUAUUGUUGUAUUGCAAUAGGUUGGCAGUACUUGACUUUAAAUGUCUGAACCAAUUGAGGAAAUAUUGGCGGGACUUGACAUUUCCCGCCAAACGAUGCAACAUCAAGUCACAACAAUUAACGAAAUUCUAGAGAAGUCUAAUAAAACACUUCUCCUAGUCGAGGAGAACAACAACAGUUCAUCAUCAUCGGCAGCUGCCUCUGAUUAUUCUGGGCAAAGGACUGUUAAUUAUAAAUCUGAGUAUGAGCUGUUUUUAGCCAAGAUACUAGUUAAUUACCAACAAUUGGUGCAACACAAGUCUGAGCCCAAUACCCAGCGCCCGAUGUCAGUUUUAGAUGACUGCUUCGCAAUGCAACAGAGAGUGGAAUAUCUGGGCAAUAGUGUCCGCAAACUGAAGGCUCUAUGUGACACCAUUCAACAGAUCAGGACUCAGGCAAAAGAUCUACUGCAGUUUGAGGAGGAAGACCAUGAAGACUCAGACAAGGAAAAUGAAGACAUUGAAAAAUCUUGGCCAUAACAAAAAUCUCAAUUUAUUAUAAGCAACUAAUUUGAAUUAAAGUAUUGGAUACGAUA